This is a messenger RNA of Uranotaenia lowii, 2108 nucleotides long. Its product is annotated as adenylyltransferase and sulfurtransferase MOCS3-like. Gene Ontology annotation, molecular function: URM1 activating enzyme activity; thiosulfate-cyanide sulfurtransferase activity; adenylyltransferase activity. NCBI's taxonomy places the organism in Eukaryota, Metazoa, Arthropoda, Insecta, Diptera, Culicidae. The transcript is spliced from 2 exons. The record is from RefSeq and is a predicted model, not a curated record. Bases 99 to 1475 code for a protein of 458 amino acids. Gene Ontology annotation, biological process: protein urmylation; tRNA wobble position uridine thiolation. Gene Ontology annotation, cellular component: cytoplasm; cytosol.
AAAGUAAUUUAAUCGUGUGCUUGAAUUUGAAAUCAAAAGGUAUUUUUAUUGUGUUCGGAUUCGAAAAGUAUUCAUAAGUUACUUGAGCCUUACUUAAAAUGACAGAGCAGAUGGAAAUUGAACUACUGGAAAAUGACAUCCGCACGUUGCGCAAACAGCUCAGCCAGAAAGUUCAACAGCUGAAGACCUUGAAAAAACAUUUUCAGAAAGUAAGUGUGCUGUAUUUUCUUAGGCCUUGUCAAAAUAUUAAAAAUACAACUUUAAAACCAUUCCAGAAUUGUUUGAAUAAAUUGAACAACAAUGAAAUAGCUCGAUACAGCCGCCAGAUUAUACUGUCCGAAAUUGGAGUCCAAGGACAGCUGAAACUGAAAAAAGCGUCGGUUCUGGUGGUUGGUGCCGGCGGUCUCGGCUGCCCGUCAUCACUCUACCUGGCAGGUGCGGGUAUCGGUUGCAUUGGUAUCCUGGAUUAUGAUGAAGUAGAGCUCACGAAUCUGCAUAGGCAACUGCUUCACACAGAAUCCACUGUUGGCCUGAGCAAGGUCGAAUCUGCCAAAACUUUUCUCGCAGAGCUUAAUUCCCAGAUCGAAAUUAUUACGCAUCGCACACAGUUAACCAGCGAUAAUGCUUUGGAGAUUCUUGAAUCAUACAAUAUUAUAGUCGAUGCAACAGACAAUGUUGCGACGAGAUAUUUAUUGAAUGACGCAUGUGUUCUUCUCAAAAAACCACUAGUUUCUGGAAGUGCCUUGCAAUUAGAAGGACAGCUUACAGUUUACAACUAUAAAGAUGGACCAUGUUAUCGAUGCUUGUUUCCUACACCUCCACCACCGGAAACGGUUACGAAUUGUGGAGAUGGUGGCGUGUUAGGAGCAAUUACGGGUGUAAUAGGAGCACUUCAAGCACUUGAAACGAUCAAGAUAAUACUAGGAAAUGAGGGUGUACUGAACGGACGAUUAUUAUUGUUUGAUGGACAACGAAGUACCUUCCGCAACUUGAAACUUCGACCGAAAAAAGCCAACUGCUCUGUUUGCUCCGAAAAACCAAGCUUGACCCAAUUGAUUGAUUACGAAGUAUUUUGUAGUAUGAAAGCAACCGAUAAGGAUUCACAUUUGCAUUUAUUACAACCGAAUGAACGCAUAACUGUUGAAGAGUACAAAAAGUUGGCGGACUCGGCAGACCCACACAUACUGAUUGAUGUACGAGGGAGCAAUCAAUUUGAGAUUUGUCAGCUUCCGUCUUCAGUGAACAUUCCUAUCGAUGACAUUUUAAAGGAUCGUCGAACUAACGAGCUUAUAAAUCGUGCUGAGGAAAAUAAAGUUCCUGUAUUUCUGCUGUGUCGUCGUGGAAAUGAUUCUCAGCUUGCCGUUCGUCAUUUAAAACCACUGUUUGAACAGAAAGGCCUCAAACCACCCAAAGAUAUUCUUGGAGGCUUACACGCGUGGACACAAAUUAUUGACCCUGAUUUUCCAAUUUACUAAAAUCGUUAAAACUAAAACAAAUUGAAAUUUAAUAAAUUAUUGUUAUUGGCUUUGCUGGCUUUUAAUUACACUAUAAAAUAUUCUAUAAAAGUAAGUUAAAAUGCUAAUGUAUCAAGAACAACGUUUUUUUUUCUAUUAAUUCAUCCAUAAUUAUUAUUGAUUUCGAUGACUGCACGUUAUCAAGAUUUGGUGUAUGAAACUGACCAGUGACCAUCAGCACAGCUCUCGACAAAUUUGAAAGGCGAAUUUAUAUAUAAUUCCUAGGUCCAAUAGUAAAAACGAUUGAGUGAAUCCAGUGAAUCGCUAUCUCGAUUUGUCUACAUUUGUAAAUUUCGCCCUUUUGAAAUGUUCUGUUAGAAUUUUUAAGAAAAAUAUGUCAAUAAUCAACAUAAUAGGUUUCGUGUGUUGUUCGCAGUUUCAGACCUACCGAGAACCUGGAUUUACCGAUAUCUAUCCGAGAAAUUUUAAGCAACGAUAGAAAAGCCGAAGAUAAAAUUUUAAAACUUCUGAAAAUGCGUGAACUUUAUGAUACAACAAUCGAUGCAAUCUAUAAUGAGAUCCAUCACAGACAAAAUAAACAACAAAAUUUCUAAUACUUCAGUAUUAUUCAUAAUUUUUAAAAUAUAUAGUAAA